AUGAAUCGAACGGCGGCGAAUCGCCUCUUUCACAGCGCCACUCUUAUUACCAAUAGCGGCGGAGGCCGCCUUCUUCGAUUUCCUAACCUCAGAACCGUCAUUAGCUCUUCACUGUUUUCCACUACUGUAGACCCACAACCGUUCCCUAAUCAGACCCUCAAUCCACCUGAUUCUUCCAUGGUAUCAUCGUCAACGAGUUCGUCGACAUCAUCAACAUCUGGGGAUGGUCUACGUGACAAGAGAAAAAAUACAAGAGCUCCGUACGAGGAGGAGCAAGCUCGGGUGCUGCCCGCCUCACUACGACACGUCGUGAGAUUGGGAUGGAGCGCAGAAGUGAUGGUAGUAGGAGCAAAAGAAGUUGGGGUUUCUCCUUCAAUUGUUGGAUCUUUCCCCCGAAAAGAAGCAGCCCUGGUUGAGGUUUGUCUUAUGAUUGCAUGGUGUCAUGUUUCUCUCGUCCACGGCAAUGGGUUAAUCAAAUUCAAUCUGAAAUUCUUCAUGGAUGACUAUUGCGGCACCAACGCAACAAACCACAGCAAUUCUGAAACAAUUUCUAUUCGAAUGAAAUGUAGGAGCCUAGAAAGGAUGUAA
Messenger RNA from Theobroma umbraticum, 588 nucleotides. The record is from RefSeq and is a predicted model, not a curated record. NCBI's taxonomy places the organism in Eukaryota, Viridiplantae, Streptophyta, Magnoliopsida, Malvales, Malvaceae.